UUUCAAAGGUGCGAAGCAGACUGCGCGCUGUGAAACACGAAAUACAGCUGGGGCCUCAGCAUCUAUCUGGAUUGGAGAUCAUUCGAGAUCUAUGUGAGGGGAAGCUGGAAGGUGGAGAAAUUGGCUCAACAGAAAUAACCUUCACUCCUGGGAAGAUCAAAGGUGGAACCCACAUAGCAGAUACAAAAACAGCAGGGAGUGUGUGUCUACUGAUGCAGGUAGCAAUGCCCUGUGUACUGUUUGCUGCUUCCCCAUCAGAACUUCGUUUAAAAGGUGGAACUAAUGCUGAGAUGGCUCCUCAGAUAGACUACACAGUCAUGGUUUUCAAGCCAAUAGUUGAAAAGUUCAAUUUCACAUUUAAUUGUGACAUAAAAAAGAGGGGCUACUAUCCUCAGGGAGGCGGUGAAGUUGUAGUCCAGAUGUCACCAGUCAAAGAGUUGAGCCCAAUAAACUUAACAGAACGUGGCGCAGUGACAAAGAUACAUGGAAGAGCAUUUGUUGCGGGAGCGCUGCCUAUAAAACUGGCGAAAGACAUGGCAGCAGCAGCAGUGAGAUGCAUCAGAAAAGAAAUCAGAGAUCUUUACAUUAACAUUCAGCCUGUUCGAGAACCUGAUGAUCAAGCCUUUGGGACUGGCAGUGGAAUAAUCAUUGUGGCAGAGACUUCAACAGGUUGUUUGUUAGCUGGGUCAUCACUUGGCAAGAGAGGAAAGAAUUCUGACAAGGUUGGCAUUGAAGCAGCUGAGAUACUGCUUAGGAAUCUUAAACACGGUGGAACAGUAGAUGAUUCUCUGCAAGACCAACUGAUCAUUUUUAUGGCACUAGCAAAAGGGUUGUCUAGAGUGAAAAGUGGACCAAUUACACUUCAUACACAAACAGCUAUACACUUUGCAGAGCAGCUAACAAAGGCCAAAUUUACUGUGACAAAAUUGGAAGAAGAUCCCAGUAAAGACACCUACAUCAUUGAGUGCCAAGGAAUGGGGAUGAUAAACCCAAAUUUAUAG
This is a messenger RNA of Antrostomus carolinensis (chuck-will's-widow), 1001 nucleotides long. RefSeq names its product RNA 3'-terminal phosphate cyclase (gene RTCA). Lineage: Eukaryota; Metazoa; Chordata; Aves; Caprimulgiformes; Caprimulgidae. Gene Ontology annotation, cellular component: nucleus. Gene Ontology annotation, biological process: RNA processing. The transcript has 10 exons. The record is from RefSeq and is a predicted model, not a curated record. The annotation marks the transcript as partial. Gene Ontology annotation, molecular function: RNA-3'-phosphate cyclase activity.